AUGCAACAGGGCCGAGCGAGAUUCACUCUGAUCAACGCGGCAGUUUUGUUUCAAUUUGGUUUCAAUCUCGGAAAAAAAAAAAAAAAAAAAAGUGGACAGGCAAGAAACCUUAGAUCAUGUGAGCACAAAAAAAAAAAACAACAAAAACCGACGGAGGAGUCUGGGUUGCCCUGCUCGUCGGGGACAACUGUGGAGAAAGCAUAUCCCAACGGAGGAUGGCGAAAAUACUCGCUGUGACGGGAUAAAAGACAUUUUAUUAUCAUCAUCAUCAUCAUCAUCGUUAUUUGUUUUGUUUCUGAUGCGGUGACAGCGCUCUGCACGGUCCGAAAACGACGCGCGGAAGGCGCCGGGAUUCCCUUUGUCCCCCACGUGUGGAUGAGCCGUGGAGAAGACUCAAGGUGUGCAUGUGAAACUGUCGUGGUUGGACAGUGAGGGAGAUACACGAGGAAAGAUGAGGAAGAGCAGGAGUGUUCUCACAGUGUCUCCCAACAAUGACGGCAAAGAGCCUCCAGAUUGCUGCCUCAGUGAGUCUUUUACUUCCCCGUCCUGCACACUGGGGGUCGAUCUGCGCCGGGGCAGACGCCGUUUCUCAGGCAACCUGCAGCUACCCCCGUUGUCAUGGCGUCAGGGGGAAAGGUCGCGAACGCCCGACGAGGAGAUCAUGGCCAGGCCAACAUCCCUGCCGUUUGGAGCCCCUCCCCGGAUAGACAUCACGCCGGUUGAUGCUGAAUGUUUCGAUGUGGAGAAUGGCCCAUCUGCCAGCUGCAGCCCCCUGGACCCCCAGGCCUCCCCCGGCUCUGGUCUGGUCCUCCACACUAACUUCCCCGGUCAUAACCAGCGUCGAGAGUCCUUCCUCUACCGCUCUGACAGCGACUAUGAUCUGUCACCCAAGUCCAUGUCACGAAACUCCUCCAUCGCCUCCGAACUACAUGGUGAUGACCUGAUCGUAACACCUUUUGCUCAGGUUCUGGCAAGCCUUCGAAGUGUAAGGAAUAACUUCACUGUGCUGACCAACGUCCAGUGUGCCUCCAGCAAAAGGUCUCCAGCAGCAACAACUCAGCCUCCAAUCACCAGAGUUUGUCUCCCAGAUGAGGCGUACCAGAAGCUGGCUAUGGAAACGAUGGAGGAGCUGGACUGGUGUCUGGACCAGCUGGAGACCAUCCAGACCUACCGCUCUGUCAGCGACAUGGCCUCCAACAAGUUCAAGAGAAUGUUGAAUCGGGAGUUGACGCACCUAUCUGAGAUGAGUCGGUCUGGGAAUCAGGUUUCCGAAUUCAUCUCCAACACCUUCCUAGACAAACAGAAUGAGGUGGAGAUCCCGUCGCCGAUGUCCAAGACACGAGAGAAGAAGAAGCAGCAGAAGCAGCAGCUGAUGACACAGAUCAGCGGGGUCAAGAAGGUCUCCCACGGGCCCUCGCUCUCCAGCAGCAGCAUCUCUCGCUUCGGUGUUAAGACCGAUAAGGAGGAGCUGCUGUCCAAGGAGCUGGAGGAUCUGAACAAGUGGGGCCUGAACAUCUUCACUGUUUCGGAGUACUCCAACAACCGACCUCUUACCUGCAUUAUGUAUGCCAUUUUCCAGGAGCGAGACCUGUUAAAGACAUUUAAGAUCCCGAUGGAUACGUUUGUGGCCUACAUGAUGACAUUGGAAGACCACUACCAUUCGGAUGUGGCCUACCAUAACAGCCUACAUGCUGCUGAUGUGGCCCAGUCCACACACAUCCUCCUCUCAACUCCAGCCCUGGAUGCGGUCUUCACAGAUCUUGAGAUCCUCGCAGCCAUCUUUGCUGCAGCUAUCCAUGAUGUUGACCAUCCUGGAGUAUCAAACCAAUUUCUAAUCAAUACCAACUCUGAGCUGGCGCUGAUGUACAAUGAUGAGUCUGUGCUGGAGAACCAUCACUUGGCUGUGGGAUUCAAACUACUACAAGAGGACAACUGUGACAUCUUCCAGAACCUCACUAAGAAGCAGAGACAGUCCCUACGCAAGAUGGUCAUCGACAUGGUUUUGGCCACUGACAUGUCCAAACACAUGAGUCUGCUGGCUGAUCUAAAGACUAUGGUGGAGACUAAGAAGGUGACAAGCUCUGGAGUGCUGCUGCUGGACAAUUACACCGACAGGAUACAGGUUCUGCGUAACAUGGUGCACUGUGCUGACCUGAGUAACCCCACCAAGUCCCUGGAGCUCUAUCGUCAGUGGACUGAUCGGAUAAUGGAGGAAUUCUUCCACCAGGGAGACAGAGAGAGAGAGAGGGGGAUGGAGAUCAGCCCCAUGUGUGAUAAACAUACAGCCUCAGUGGAAAAAAGCCAGGUGGGUUUCAUCGACUACAUUGUGCACCCUCUUUGGGAGACUUGGGCUGAUCUAGUCCACCCAGACGCCCAGGACAUUCUGGACACGCUGGAGGACAACAGGAACUGGUACCAGAGCAUGAUCCCCCAGAGUCCCUCCCCUCCCUUCUAUGACCAGGGCACGCACGGACACAGUGGAGGCACUGGAGGGCAGGGAGGCGGAGAGAAAUUUCAGUUUGAGCUGACCUUGGAGGAGGAGGACUUGGAUGGAAUAGAGAAAGAUGGUGAAGAGGAGGAUGAAGAGGAAUUAGAAGGAGAAGAAGAAUUAGAUGAAGAGGAGGAUAGUCUAGGAGAUUCUCGAUCUCCUCCCCUGGACUAUUUAGAUGGCCAGGGGGCUGAGGAGGGCCAUAUGAUGGAGCCCACGACAGCAAUAGAAAUCGUGACACACGAGGCAUCACCCACAGAUACAUAGGGCUUCCAUCACAAGGCUCACAUGGUGAUUUGAAAGUUUUUGGAGAAGAGGGGAAAUCUCUCUUGCAGCUGUGCUUUUUAAUAAGCCCACAGAAGCAGGGGCUUAGUUUUGGCACACACAGGGGCAUCUUGCACUUGGGUGUUUGAAGCCAGACAUGGACGGACAGUUUCAGUGAAGCGGCUUCAGAGUUCUCAGGAAAUAAUUACUGCGAACAUUUUAGGCUUGGUGGACAGACAAGACUGAGGGUGGAACUUGAAGGAUUUCGGCCAGUUUGGGAAAAUGGUAACUUUUCUUUUCUGGACUGGCAUUAAAUGGACAUUGACACUACUGAGAGAAGUUUUUUACCUUAAGACUUUUUUACAGAUAUGAUAUGAUCUAGAAGUAGCAUAGAGUAAGAUCUACUGAUGGAGACACGUUUGUAUAGCAAGAGAAAGUGUUUACUUUUUUCCUGUACCAUUUGUCAAAAGACUUCUGUGUGCCUUUUUUACUAUUGUCUUUAUAAUAGUUUUUUUAUUUAUUGAACACUCUAGUAUGUCUGUGAAAUUUUUUUUUUUCUUAUCUGAAAGAGCAAAAUCUUUUUUUGUAUGUUAAAAAGAGAAAAGUCUUCCAUGUAUUGGGCAAUAGAGAAAUCCAAACAAAUGUCGACAAACAACUCUCGGACAAACUCAUCUAAAUAGGGAAACAUGAACAUCCACAUUCUACGCACAUUUUAUUACAUUUGUUUUCAGUCUGAGCACAACAUUUUUCUUUACACAUGCAAUUCAAACGCUUACCGUCACUCAUGGUUCAUGUUUUAGUUAGUUUGAUGCUUUCUAUGACAAAUGUCAGUCAGUGAACGUCACUCUGAAAUACAUCGCAUCUAUUUUCAUACUACAUCUUCUUCACUCGUCUUUUCUUUUCUCUUUUUCUUUGUAACAGUCUGCAGACCAUUGGGGCUCCCUACCUUUUCACACCAACCUUGACUUUUAAUGCAAAAUACCCCCCUAGUGAGGAUAUAAAGUCCUUAAAUUGCAACUAUAUGGUCAGAUAUUCCUGCUAAACUUUCAGUGUAAAAUUAUUGGCACAUUUUAUUUACACAAUUUUGUAUUUUCAUUUUUGCAGUUGUUGUCGUGUUGGUGUGACAAUGUGGUUAGCCCAGUCCAAACCCUCAUAAACUACAACCUACCACUGGAUAAAGUUAGCAGAAAUAUGAGCAGGACUAGAAACAAACAGCCCAUGACAACAGGCUGCUUACAUGUAUGAUAAAAUCGGAAUAGAAGUCUGCCAAGGACAAAAUGCACAACAGCGGUGAUUCUAUUUUUUGCCCACAGGUAUGCUGUGUUCUUAAUAAUCCUGUUGGUUGGAACAGGUCCUGACCCCAGACCCAUCUGACAUAACGCCCCCCUGCCCCUCUGCAAUCAGGCCCACACCAGAUGAUUAAAGGUGCUCUUACAGCUGCCUGUCUGAAAGGCGCUCUCAGACCCUCAUCAGCGCCGCCAUUCACAUGGUUUACAAACCCCUCUGGGCUCCACGGACACGACCCCAAAACAAUCAGGCCAGCUAUUUCUUCCUCGCGAUAAAAUCCCUCAAGUGCUGCGUCUGCUCAUUGACGUCAAUUGAAUUUUUCCCCCUCCCCCUCGACUGUAUCAGGUUUCCAGGACAGUCGGGUUAUUAGGACUUGGCACAGAUGGAAUUGCUGGAAUCAGCAUGGCAGACUGUACUCUGUAAAAAAAAAAAAAAGGGCAAUAAUUAGGUGUUCUAGUUUUAAAACAAACCAAAAAGAAAAAAAAAAUCUCUUUUUGUUUCUUCACUAAUCCAUUGGUGAAGAUGGGGUGAAAAUGGUUUGCAGACAUCGCAUUUCUACUCCUGUGGCUUCCACAGCUGAAUUCUCUGGAUGUUCUGGUUGCAUUUGUAAUCACAUCUCUCCAUUUUCAUAUUGGUUUACUGAUAUACUCAAAAGGUACUUCAUCUAAUUUCACUCGCAGCAUGCUUAAGUGGCAAUCGUUUGUGCGCAGUUUGUAUGUAUGUAAGGCUUUGUAUGCGUGUGUGUUUCUGUAUGUGUGUUUGGAUGUGCUGACCUAGUCAUCAGGCCUUACCCCUAUCACUCCACACCUUUGUCGCUACUGUUUGUCGCUAGGAGCUCAAGUUGGUCCUUUUUGCUGUUUAUAACAGUGUGUAUUUAUUCUAUUCUUUAAGCUUGUAAAUAAGAAAUACUGGUUCAGUGUAAAAUCUAUUUUAAUUUAUAUGCACUUGCAUUACCUGGAAGUGGUGGUGUCUAAUGUGUAGAAGACUCUGGAUUAGAGUCUUUUUAUAUAUGUAUUAUAUAUUGUUUUUAUAUUAUAUAUAUAUGUGUGUGUGUGUGUAUAUCUGUAUAUAUAUAGAUAU
This is a messenger RNA of Xiphias gladius (swordfish), 5119 nucleotides long. It is a transcript of the gene pde4ba, whose product is annotated as phosphodiesterase 4B, cAMP-specific a. The transcript is spliced from 16 exons. Gene Ontology annotation, molecular function: 3',5'-cyclic-AMP phosphodiesterase activity; transmembrane transporter binding. The record is from RefSeq and is a predicted model, not a curated record. Bases 452 to 2755 code for a protein of 767 amino acids. Gene Ontology annotation, cellular component: cytosol; perinuclear region of cytoplasm; nucleus. Lineage: Eukaryota; Metazoa; Chordata; Actinopteri; Istiophoriformes; Xiphiidae. Gene Ontology annotation, biological process: signal transduction.